GCCAUAAUUUGAUUACCGAAUCUGACGUUGAAGUAUUUUUGAAAUUAAAACUAUAAAAUUUGGAAUCUGAUUGGAUCUCCAUGGUGGUUGCGUAUUCUAUACGUAGUAUUCCUUUAGCCGGCGAUUUUCUUCCGUCCCUUCUGUUUUUAUUUUUCAAAAUCGCUGAUGAUGGCGGAAGAUUUUAACGACGAGGCGGUUUUCGAAACCCGGCAGAAUCCACACUCCAGGUUGAUACAACGCACCGAACGAUCUCAUCGUUUCCUCUCGAACCAGCGGCUUCAGAAGCAAUCUGCUUGUGAGUUCAUAUUUCUUUUAUAGUAAAGGAGGUAAGGAUUUGAACAAUAGACAAAGAGACGGUGAUACAUGCAAUGGAAGAACUUCAAAGUUCACAAACGGCUGGCGAUUUUCUUUCUUCCAUCGACAAUUUCAGAUUUAAGCUUUGGGUCAUUUUCGAAAUUGUUUGAUGUUACUGGGGUAAUUUUGAAAAUUUAGGAAAAUUUAAGAGGUGGAACAUGUGUCAUGCGUGUGAGAACCACUUUGGUUUUGUUUUUACACCUUUCGGUUGUUUUUGAAAAAUUUGACAAGGAUUAGAACUCUGUACUUUUUCCAAAUAGUAGAAUGGUUCCUACUUCCUAAAAAUCGAUGGAGACUAGAAGGGUUUUACCAUUUUUUGAAAUUGAAUUAUAAAUUAUGUUGUAUAGUGUUAUGCAAGUAAUGAUUAAAAUUAAGUUUUUUUUAUUAGAUGAAAAAGGUAACUUAAUUUUAACAAUUCUGAUUCAAGCGAUUGUUAUAUUAUUAAUAUUUUAGCAUGCUCAUAAUAAUUGUUAAUUGUAUCUGUUUAUAAAUUAGAUUUAUAUUGCAUGCUUUAAUUAUAUCUGUCUAAGUUAGAUCUUGUAAACAUAUUAUUUGAUAGUAUGUUGUAGCAUCUUGAUUAAAUAAGUUAAUUUAAUAUCCCGUUAAACGUUCCCCAUAAAUUAAAAUUUAAGUCUUAUCUGGGAUAACGACAUCACCCAUCAUAAUUAAAUUAGUAGAAAUAUUUUUUCAUUGAAGAAUAUUUCACCCAAGUGUUUAUUCCAUUCGACAAAAUAUAGAACUAAUUUAUAGGUACAAUUGUUUGUGAUCGUGUGAUGGUUUUGACUUACUUAAAUUAGCUCGAGUCGCCCAAGCGUCAGUAUUAAUUUAAGGAUGUCGAUCAAUUAAAAAUUGAUCAACCAAAAGUUGCUUGGACGCAAUUGGUCUGGGACCUACCCAUUAUAUUAUUGCAGUGAUCAGCCCAAGCUGGGAUUGUAAUAGUAUGAAUGAGGAUUUUGGCCACUAUGAUUGUAAAACAUUCCAUGUUCUUUUUAUUGGGGUCAAAGAGCAUGCAAAAUAGUGGGAGCUAAGUAAUUAAAAGUCCAUAUUAUUUAGUUAACUAGAUGUGAUCAUAGGAAUUAAUAUAUGAUUUUAAUUCCGUUCUAUUUGAACUUCUUUAGGCUUUUAGGAAUGUCGAAUUUAUCAUUGAGAAGUAUCUUGGAUACAUGCAAGCUUACUGGACCAAACUUUCUGGACUGGGAAAGAAAUGUGCGUUUAGUUCUUAGACAAGAAAAUAUUGAGUAUGUGUUAGACACGCCGGUACCCAAGAUUCCUGAUGCUAACUCUCCCGAGUUUGCCACGUUUGACCUGACUGCUCGAGAGAAACACGUUACUGAUGCUAAAACUGUGCAAUGUGUUAUGUUGGCUGCAAUGUCUAUGGAGUUGCAAAGGCAACACGAUAGGAUGAGCGCCUUCGAGAUGCUUGAACACUUGAAAAGUCUGUUUGAUUCAGAGAGUCAGACUCUAGAGUAUGAACUUCUGACAGACAUUUUCAAGUGUAGGCUUCAAGAGGGUGGCAACGUGUCUGAGCACGUCCUCAAAAUGAUUGGCUUAAUUGAAAGAGUUGCUACCACCGGAAUUAAGUUUGAGGAUCGUGUCUCAGCUGCUAUCAUCCUAUAUUCGCUUCCGAGUUCAUUUACUAACUUCAUUGUGAAUUAUAAUUUGAACAAAACGAAAGCGACCAUGCCUGAACUCCAUAACAUGCUCAAGUCUUAUGAAGCCUCAACCUCUAAAGGAAAGACUGUUCUUAUGGUAAGCUCUAUUGCUAAGUCUCGUUCUAAGAACAAGAAUAAGCAAAAGAAGAAAGGUAAGGUUGGACCUACUUCUACAGCUCUGAAGCCUAAAGGUGGAGGUCAUAUGAAGCCAAAGGUUGCAAAGGAUGUUUGUCUCUACUGCAAAGAAAAGGGACAUUGGAAGAGAGAUUGUGAGCUGUAUAAGGCUAAUCUAGCCAAAUCACUAGGUGCUUCAAGCUCAGAAGCCUGAGAAGCAGUGUAGCAGUUGGACUGGGUAAAAUUGACCUACGCGUGAAGGCUGGAGCAAAAGUUGCUGCUGAACGUGAUAGGAUCUUAUAGUUUAGAUUUGCCCGGUGGUUUUAGAUUAGAAUUAAAUAAUUGUUAUUUUAUUCCUUCUAUUACCAAGAAGAUUAUUUCCAUUCAUAUGUUAGACAUUAAAAGAUUUCUAUUUCCAUUUUACUAAUAAUAAUUGUUAUUUUCAUAAAA
This is a messenger RNA of Cuscuta europaea, 2570 nucleotides long. The record is from the annotation of a GenBank genome assembly. NCBI's taxonomy places the organism in Eukaryota, Viridiplantae, Streptophyta, Magnoliopsida, Solanales, Convolvulaceae.